AAGACAAAUUUGUUAGAAAAAAAUUAAAAGAAGUCUGUUUAUUCUUUCUCUUCACAUACCGCCGCCGUCCUCCGCCGUUCUCCGCCUCUGUAUGUUUUUUCUUGAUAAUUGAGGAGAAGUUGGCUAAGGCAAUGGAAGAAAACAAGAGGAAGAAGAAGAGAGCUCAUGUGCUAACUAGAAGAAGAGAUGAACAACAUCUCUCUAAUUAUAAAGAUAAUGUGGAUGGAGAAAAAGAGAAUAAAUCUGCAAAGAGGAAGAAAAGGAAAGAUGUCAGACUUGAUGAAACUGAAAGUUUGGAAAUUGAUCAAUCUAAUGAAAGAGAGGAUGCACUUGGUCAAGAAAAUAAUGUAUCCGCUAUGAAAAGGAAAUCCAGAAAGAAGAAGCAAAAAAGUGAGAAGAAAGUACAGAGGAAUGAGACUGUUGAUCAUUAUGUUGAGGCUAACAAUGAUUCAGAUCAGAAAAGUGAGAAGGAUCAUUCACUCACAAUAACGCCGGACAACCUGGUGGAAAAGAGAGGACAAGCAGGAGAGGAAGAGAUUGAUGAACUAUCUUCUGGCGAUGAGGAUUGCUCGAAAGGAAUGAGAAAGUGGGUACUCGAUUAUGACCAGAGUAGGCCUGGGUUGAAGGUGUUGCAAGAAAGAAUUGAUGAGUUUAUUACUUCUUAUGAGGCAAAAAAGGAACAGGAAAGGAAAGAAAAAGAAGCCCUUGCUGCAGAAGAUGGCUGGACUGUUGUCGUACAUCACAAAGGAAGGAAAAAGACAACUGAUUCUGAAACUGGAAUUGCAGUUGGUUCUGUUUCCCAAGCUGCAGUCAUGGAUAAUAUGGACAAAAAGAAAAAUAAAGAUGUGGGUUUAGAUUUCUACCGGUUUCAGAAAAGAGAAGCUAAGAGAAAUGAGAUCAUGGUGCUGCAGACCAAAUUUGAGCAGGACAAGAAACGGAUACAGCAGUUGAGAGCUGCAAGAAAAUUUCGACCUUACUAAUACUACUUCUUGAAGGGAGUUGUUAUAAGCUAGAAAAGAGAGGAUCGGAAGGUUUAGGGAAAAAGGGGUUCCAAUGAAAACCACAUUACCUUAACUUGAGAACAUAUUCAUUUACUAUGGUUUUAGUUUCCGAGCUCAUCAAUUAUUUUAUCAGGUAACUCCAUCCAUAAAAAAUGCACAUGAAUUUUGUCAUAGAGGCAGGCGACUUUGCGAUUAAUAUGAUAGACUGUAGAUGUCAUCGCAUCUAUAUAUGGAUAUUGAAAUAUGUAUUGAUUUAUCUACUGAAAGUGCAUGGUUUUUUUGUUAA
Molecule: messenger RNA, 1287 nt
Organism: Solanum lycopersicum (tomato)
Lineage: Eukaryota; Viridiplantae; Streptophyta; Magnoliopsida; Solanales; Solanaceae
Biological process (GO): ribosomal small subunit assembly; rRNA processing
Cellular component (GO): UTP-C complex; CURI complex
Source: RefSeq, a predicted model, not a curated record